This is a messenger RNA of Caretta caretta (loggerhead turtle), 10504 nucleotides long. NCBI's taxonomy places the organism in Eukaryota, Metazoa, Chordata, Testudines, Cheloniidae. The record is from RefSeq and is a predicted model, not a curated record.
GGCAGGAAGGGGCGGCUCCUCCCCGGGCCUGGCCCUGCCAGCCCCCGCCUCUCCCCCCAGCUCUGCCCCCCACAUUGUCACGUGUGUCCUCCCCCCCGCCCCUCUGGCUGCCCGCGCUCGGGGUCUCCCGCGGGCGGGGGGGUUUCCCCGCGUGUCCCAAACACCCUGCGUGGGGCCCGGAGGGGCAGGGCCGGGCCCGGGCAGGAGCCGCCCCUUCCUGCCCCCCCCGGGCCCGGGAGCCCUGUGAGCCCCCCCGAGAGCGUCGGGCCCCUCCGGGCAAAGAGAGAGAAGCCGCCGAAGCCGAGGAGCAGCGGCAAAGCCAGGAGCUGCUGAGCCAGAUGGCAGCCGAGAGGCAGAAGAUGGUCUGGGAGUGGCAGGAGCUGCGAGGGUUUCUGGCAGAGCAGGAGCAGCGGCUGCUGUCCCGGCUGGAAGAGCUAGAGAGAGCCAUUGUCCAGAGUAGGGAUGCGGGCGUCUGCCGCCUGUCCCAGGAGAUUUCCCUGCUCAGGGAGCAGGGAGGAGAGAAGGGGCAGCCCCCGCUGAGCCCACCCCUGCAGGGUGCUGGGAGCACUGGGGGCAGGGAGGACGGGGCGUUUUGGAAGCCGGAGCCGGGGUUUGGGGAGCUGGAGAGGAGACUCAGUGAUUUCUCUCUGAAAAGUGCCGUCCUGCAGGAGGGGCUGCUGGGAUUCAAAGAGAUGCUGCGACUGGAGCUGGGAAGUGACACGGGUGGCAGAGUAAUCCGCACCUUUGGCUCCAGAUUGUCCCAGCCUCUCUCAGGACGGGGAAGGGAACUGGCUGUCGUGCAGCCAGUCCAGGGGCCGGUGACCUUCGAGGAGGUGGCUGUGUAUUUCACCAGGGAAGAGUGGGCUCUGCUGGACCCCCGUCAAAGAGCCCUCUGCAGAGACGUCAUGCAGGAGAACUACGAGAAUGUGACCUCGCUGGGGUUUCCAGUUUUCAAACCUGAUAUGAUCUCCCAGCUGGAACAAGGGGAAGAGUCAUGGGUCUCAGAGCUCCAGGGUUCACAGGAAAGACCGAUCCUGAGAGCUCCCUGCAUAGCAGGUGAUGCGAUGGCAUGUGAGAAAGAGGAGCAGAAUUCUCAGCAGGAAGAUGCUGAGCAAGUGGAUAAACACAGAGCACUAUCACAAAGAUUGGAAAGGAAUGUGUCCAGGAGUCAUGACCAGGAAAAAUCCUGUGAGAUUCAGCACAGACCAGAAAGAAAGCAGGGAAACCAGCCAGGGGAGGAAGUGGGUGAAUGUAUUUCCUGUCACGGAACUCAGAAGCACCUCAAGGAAACCACAACACAGCAGGAAAUCCUCAAGGGAAAGAGAAAAAAUACAUGCACUGAGUGUGGAAAAAACUUAUGUGACUACUCAGCCCUUCUAAAGCAUCAGAGAAUCCACACAGGGGAGAGGCCCUAUGAAUGCAGUGAGUGUGGGAAAACCUUCACUCGCAGCUCGCACCUUAUUAGUCAUGAGAGAAUCCACACAGGGGAGAGGCCCUACGGAUGCAGUGAGUGUGGGAAAAACUUCACUCACAGGUCAGCCCUUUCUGAACAUCGGAGAAUCCACACAGGGGAGAGGCCCUAUGAAUGCCGUGAGUGUGGGAAAAGCUUCACUCACAGAUCAGCCCAUUCUAGACAUCAGAGAAUCCACACUGGGGAGAGGCCGUAUAAAUGUAGUGAGUGUGGGCAAACCUUCACUAGCAGCUCAGCACUUUCUGGACAUCAGAGAAUCCACACGGGGGAGAGGCCCUAUGACUGCCGUGAGUGUGGAAAAAACUUCACUCACAGAUCAGGCCUUUUUGAGCAUCAGAGAAUCCACACGGGGGAGAGGCCCUAUGAAUGCAGUGAGUGUGGGCAAACCUUCAAUUGCCGCUCACACCUUAUUAGGCAUCAGAGAAUCCACACAGGGGAGAGGCCGUAUGAAUGCAGUGAGUGUGGGAAAAGCUUCACUCACACUUCAGGCCUUUUUCACCAUCAGAGAAUCCACACAGAGGAGAGGCCCUAUCAAUGCCGUGAGUGUAGGAAAACCUUUAAUCGCAGCUCGCACCUCAUUAGGCAUCAGAGAAUCCACACUGGAGAGAGGCCCUACGGGUGCAGUGAGUGUGGGGAAAGCUUCACUCACAGGUCAGCCCUUUCUGAACAUCAGAGAAUCCAUACUGGGGAGAGGCCCUACGGGUGCAGUGAGUGUGGGAAAAACUUCACUCACAGGUCAGCCCUUUCUAGACAUCAGAGAAUCCACACAGGGGAGAGGCCCUACGAAUGCAGUGAGUGUGGGAAAAACUUCACUCAGAGAUCAGCCCUUUCUAGACAUCAGAGAAUCCACACAGGGGAGAGGCCCUAUGACUGCAGUGAGUGCGGGAAAACCUUCACUCACAGAUCAGGCCUUUUUGAGCAUCAGAGAAUCCACACAGGGGAGAGGCCCUAUCAAUGCCGUGAGUGUGGGAAAAGCUUCAAUUGCAGCUCACACCUUAUUAGGCAUCAGAGAAUCCACACCGGAGAGAGGCCCUUUGAAUGCAGUGUGUGUGGGAAAACCUUCACUAACAGCUCAGCCCUUUCUGAACAUCAGAGAAUCCACACAGGGGACAGGCCCUAUGGAUGCCGUGAGUGUGGGAAAAGCUUCACUCACAGAUCAGGCCUUUUUCACCAUCAGAGAAUCCACACACGGGAGAGGCCCUAUCAGUGCUGUGAGUGUGGGAAAACCUUCUCUUCCUACUCAGCACAUAUUAUCCAUCAGAGAAUCUGCAGUGGGGAUCAAGACCAUAAAAACCUCUAGGGCUGUCAAUACUUUACUUUUCCUGAUUCCCACAUUGUAACUUUUUUUAAAGCUGUUUGAACUGUUUGCAGCACCGUUAUCCCUCAGCUUGUCCAGAUGCGUGGCCCAUUUUAGCCUUUUGCAGUUCACCCUCUUUGAGGUGGACCCAUUUGUCCUAUCAAUUCCAUUCUCCCAUGAAUAAUUUGAGUGUGCCCUUCCUACCAGGGAGCAUCACGUUUAUGCCAUUCCUCCUAUUGCAAUGUUAUUGUUAGAGUUACCAGUGAUGCAACUUGUAUCAUUGCCAGUUGUUCUCACGUUGCUCUAGGUUCUGCUGAAGAGCAGUUAUAUUGGGAACUUUUAAAUUCUAUUCAAAUGAAGAGGAACGGGGCAGGAAAAGAAGUGUCAUUUCACCCUCUGUGACACUGGAAGGAUAUGGGGUGACUCAGAUUCCCUCCUUCCCCAUCUCUGCAGAACUGUUACCUUUUGGCUGAGCCAGGCAGAGUUUAUUUUCAUCACAUUCUACCCAUCCGCUUCUGUAAGUGUCCUGUGAUGAAGUGUUCUCAGCUGUCUGUGCUUGGAGAUGAUGCUUUGACUUCUUUAAUCCUAUAUCAGAGUCGCUAUGACUGGAGAUGAAAGUGUCAAAGACCUGCAAGGGGACUUUAAAUGGAUCCCAAACACAGUGUGAUUGGAGUUUAAAUCCCAGGUUCCAUCAAUUGGUAAAGCCACUUCUGGCAAGGGGGCUGUUUUGUCCCCCAUUAUGAGGGAUGCUAGGUUACUAAAAAUUUUGUAAAUAGCAUAACUGACUCUUGAGACAGUGCUGAGUGAAGCAGGUUUGAAUGGAUCAGGAGAACGUAAUGGGAGAAUCUCUUGUCCUGAUUCUGAAUAAUCAGAGGUAACCUGCUUUGGAAUUUCACUUGAAACUUUCAUUUUCAUGUAUUCUAUCUCUCUGUGAUGUGGAUUUCUAUCUUUCCUGAAGGCUGUCUGGUCACCCAAUUGGAUAUUAGUUCAGUUUGAUAGGCUGUAGCUCAGAUUUAUUGGAGAAUUUAAGACAAAUGACCAUUGGCUAAAGUAGUCAUUUCUCAGUUCAACUUUGCUUUUUCCCUGUCCCUCCAUGAUGACAUGGAGAAAGUUCAAGUGCAGUUUUGUCAACAUUAGAGAACUCUCCAUUUUACUGGACAUGCGAAGAAAGAAACAGACGUGAUUUAAAAUCUCCACUCAGAAAUGGUGAACAACAGCAGAACCCCAACUAACAGAAGAAAGUGCAUAUGAUCACAGUGUAGUUCAGUUGUUUAAGGCAAUAUUAUCUCAGAUGAUCUGGUGAGAGAAUUCCCUGGUAAGUGAUUUGGAACUAGGCAAAAUGCCCUUGUAUUUGGUUCCCCAAGCAUUUGUAACCCAGGCCCUACAGAAGAUCUCCCCUAGCUAAUCCUAUGGUAUGGGGAAUGCUCCCCUUCAUGAUGCAGAUGUUGAGGAAAUAGUAGUGGGAUUUUUGUUGAAUUUAUCCUUUGUAGGUGCCAAAAAGGUGUAUAAAAUGAAAUCAGUGUGGGAAAUCUAAUAGCUGCAGAAAAAUAGCUAUUUUUGAAUAGAAACUCUAGCUCUAGUAGCUAACAGAGAUUCUGAUCUAGCCCUGUGUCCUGUCCCUUUCCUGGAACUGUGCUACCAAAUUAAAGAACAGCUGGGCAUUUUUCAGGAAGUCAUUGCUCACUAACACUGCUGAGAUUUUGAGUGGUUUCAUAAAGGAUUCUACUUCAGAGAAGUGUAAAUUUACCCUAAAAAGGGCAAGGAUUUGGGGUUGAAAAAGUACACACUCAAUUCUUGCUUUCCACCUCAGUAAAGGAAGCUAUGAUGACCAAUGACCCAGAAAAUUGUUUGCACAACUUCCCUUCCUAGUUCAAUAUCACUGAUUACAGUUCCAAAGGAUUCAGAGUAGCAGCCAUGUUAGUUUGUAUCCAUAAAAAUAAAAGGAGUAUUUGUGGCACCUGAGAGACUGACAAAUUUAUUAGAGCAUAAGCUUUCAUGAGCUACAGCUCAAUUCAUCGGUAUGCAUCCGAUGAAGUGAGCUGUAGCUCAUGAAAGCUUAUGCUCUAAUAAGUUUGUUAGUCUCUAAGGUGCCACAAGCUCCAAAGGAUGCCAUUGUUAGUUUGAGAACAAUCACCCUUCACUGUUUGGAUCUAAAGAGAGAGUGCUUCAUAGGACAGUCCUUCCCUGUGGAUGCCUGAUUGGUUAACAAGGACUUUCAGGCUGUAGAAAUGAUGGUAACCAAUGAGGCAAUGAAUGUGUCAGGCUCCAAUUUCAGACUUCUGGAUCCACACAUGUUGAGUCCUGGUACUAUGGUUUCGUGUCUGAUGUUAUGGCUACACAAUAAAGCUGAUGUUGGUACAGAUACACCCAUAUAACUGUGCUGGUCUAGCACUGCUAUUAGAGAUGCUCUAAGCCAAUGGGAGAGAUCUCUCCCAUCAGACUUCGUUAGUCCAGCCCCCGCAAGCGGCGGUGACUAUGUUGGCAGGAGAAACUCUCCUGCUGACGUAGCGCUAUGUACACAGGGGAUUAGGGCUGUGUAACUAUAUUGCUCAGCUGGGUGGAUUUUUCACACCCCUGAGCAAUAUAGUUAUACCGAUAAAUGUCUUUAGUGUAGACUGGACAUUUUUUCUUGUUUUAUGCAUUCACCUCACUUCUCCACCUCCUCCUACUUUGAAAGAAUAAAAAGUGUGAAAAGAGAGGUAUUUUUCCUCAUGAUGCAAACAUUCCUACAUAGGACACCCCUUCCACCAACAUACAUUGCAGAAGAUCCUGAGAUAUAUGAACUCACAGAAGUGGUUGGGACCUAGAUUGGGACAAGCCAUAAUUUGAGCCAAGGUUCAGUUGUUGGAAGUGGGGAUUAAAAGAAAACUAAGGGUACGUCUACAGUACAAAAUUAUUUUGAAAUUAUUCUAUUUGAAUUUUUGGAAGUGAUUUUAUACAUUCAGUCUUCUGUGUCCUAACUAAAGCACGUGAAUUUGGCAGAGUGCAUCCAAAGUAACGAGGCUAGCAUCGAAUGUCAGAGCGGUGCACUGUGGGUAGCUAUCCCACAGUUCCCGCAGUCCCCGAUGCCCAUUGGAAUUCCGGAUUAAGCUCCCAAUGCAUGAUGGGGCAAAAACAUUCUCUCGGGUGUUUCUGGGUGUGUCUCAUCAGUCGCUCCUCCCUACGUGAAAGCUCUCCCGCUCUUGCUGCACUACUGAGCUUCUUCAUGUUGUCUGUCCUGGGCUCCUGCCUCAAUGAAAGCUACAGAAGACAACCAUUUCCUGUCUUUUUUUGGCUAUCGUGAACUGAACAGCAUCUCUUCCACUGCUACUCUGCUCUCCUAUGUUUCGCGCCCUUUUUCCAGGAUUACCUGUGCAGGCGCCACAGCGUGGCAAGCAUGGAGCCCGCUCAGGUCUCCACUGCAGUUUUGACCAGAAAAUUACGGUUGGGGAUGUUGAAAUGCCUAUAGUUAUCCUCGCAGACCCAGCCUACUGCUUAAUGCCAUGGCUCAUGAAGCCAUACACAGGCACCCUGGACAGUGGUAAGAAGCUGUUCAACUAUAGGCUGAGCAAGUGCAGAACAGUGGUAGAAUGUGCUUUUGGACGUUUGAAAGCGCGCUGGUGCAGUUUACUGACUCGGUUAGAUCUCAGCAUAACCAAUAUUCCAAUUGUAAUUGCUGCUUGUGGUGUGCUCCACAAUAUCUGUGAGAGUAAGGGAGAGAUGUUUCUGGUGGGGUGGGAGGUUGAGGCAACUCACCUGGCGGCCAGUUUCGCACAGCCAGACAACAGGGCAUUUAGAAGAGUGCAGCAGGGCGUGCCGCACAUCAGAGAAGCUUUGAAAAACACUUUCAUGACUGGCUGGGUUACGGUGUGACAGUUGUGUUUGUUUCUCUUGAAGUUACCCCUCCUCCCCCAUAUAUGAAAGGAAGUAAAGUCACAAUUGUUUAAAAAACAUUCUUUAUUAUUUGUUACACAAAACACUGAGAGAAAUAAGAAGGUAGGGUGGGGCGGGUAUUGGGUUAGGGCGGUGGAGGAGGAGGGAAGGAUAAGUCCAGAAACCAAAUCAAAAUUUUGGCUAUGCCAGCUUUCUGCUCAAUCCUCUGGGGUUGAGUGUGGGUCCCCGUAGCCCUCUCCCCCCCCCCCCGACAUGUUCUUGGGUGUCUGAGUGAGGAGGCUAUGGAACUUGGUGAGGAGGGAGGGUGUUUAUUCAGGGGCUGCAACAACAGUGUGUGGUUUUGCUGCCUUCCCCACAUUACAUCCACCAUACAGCAGAGCAUGUCAGUUUGCUCCCCCAUGAACUUGACCAUAGCAUCCUGCCUGCUCUCAUCGCGCACAUCCCUCCUCUCUUCAUAUUCAUGUAAUGAUUUACAGGACUCCGCAAUUGUUUACCUCCACGCAUUCAGCUGGGCCCUAUCAGUGCCAGAGGACUGCAUGAGCUCGGCAAACAUGUCAUCCCAAAUUUGUUUUUUCCACCUUCUAAUCUGGACCAGCCUCUGGGACGGAGUAGAUGGGGCCAUGUUGAAACAUUUGCACCUGUGGGAGGAGAAAAAGGGAGGGCAGUAUUUUAAAAGAUUCAUUUUAGAGAACAAAGGGGACACUCUUUCUCAGUGAAACAGGCAAUUCAUAGUACACAGCACAUGUUCUUUCUGUACAAGGUCGCAUUUUGCCUCUUAUACUGAAGUGCCUGCCACUUUGGUAUGAGUAAACCAUCACACACGGCCGGGCAACAGAGUUCAGCUUGCAGGCAGCCACGGGGCAUGUGGGGUUCUGCUUCUUCCGCAUUCCUUUCAAUGCUUUCAAACUGCUGGGCCCCCUUUCCCAUAGCAAGCAAUGCCUGGUAGGUUUGUCAUAUAAAAGGAGUGCCUGCAGGCUCUCUGGGAUGAUCGCUUCACACAACACCCUCCUGCCCACCGCGUGGCUCUGAUGAGGCUCUGAGCAGGGAUGAGUCUUUUAAACUAAAUGCAAACAGCCCAGCGUCGCUGGGUUUCCCCCUUACCCCUCACCACGUGGCUCUGAUCAAGCUUUCACUCACCAGAAGUAACUUCUCCAGGGUCAUGGUCCGGGAGCCUGCCUUGGGAGUGGGGGGAGGCUAUUGGCUCCAGUGUUAAGAAUAGUUCCUGGCUGGGGGGAAAAUGGAUUCCCCACUUGCCGCCUGUGUGCUGUCAUCAUCCUCCCUCCGUGCAACUCCCCCCUUGCAAGCAUCCACGGACAGUGGUGAGAUAGUGGUGGCGUCACCCCCCAUAACUGCAUGCAGCUCACGGGAGAAAUGGCAUGUGUGGGGCUGUGACCCAGAGCACCCGUUCGCAUCCCUGGCUUUUUGGUACACUUGCCUGAACUCUUUGAUUUUUGUUUGACACUGCUCUGUGGCCCUGGAGUAGCCUCUUUCCGUCAUGGCCCUGGAGACUUUAGUGUAUGUAUUUGCAUUUCUUUUUUUGGAACAUAGUUCUGCCAUAACAGAUUCAUCUCCCCAACAUGUAAUGAGAUCCAGUACCUCCUGUUCGGAAGAUGCUGGAGCUCAUCUGUGAAUCCGGGACUGUGUGGUCUCCUGAGAUGGUGGACUCUGCAUGGUCGCCUGUGAUGGUGGACCAUGCUGAUGGUCACCUGUGCUGAUGGUGACCAAACAGGAAAUUCAAAAGUUCCCGGGGCUUUUACUGCCUACCUGGCUAGUGCAUCGGAGUUCAGAGUGUUGUGCAGAACGAUCACAAGGGAGCAUUCUGGGAUAGCUCCUGGAGGCCAAUAACAUCGAAUUGUGUCCACAGUACCUGUAACCCGGAACUGCGAUCUCUAUUUUAACGCUACUCCACUUGCCAAGGUGGAGUACAGAAAUCGGAGUACAGAGCCCUUUAAAUCAAAAAACUGGUUUUGGUGUGGACGGAAUCAGUUUUAUUUUGAAGUAACUUGGCUAAUUCCGAAAUAAUCAUGUACUCUAGACCAGGCCUAACAUAUGUGACAAGAAUUUGUGAUCUUUGAAUAUGUUGUUGUUACCAGUGAAAAUGAAAUUAUAGGUGAAGUUAUUGGUUAAAGAGCAAGAGACUAAUUGUGUGAGAAUCUGAAUUAUUUUGGAAAACUGAAACUUGUGUUGUUUUUUGUUUUGUUAGUCAUACAGGAAAUGAUGGCUAGCCUUGAAAAUUCAUUUGAUUUAAUUUACCCCCUGUAGUGUAAGGAGUUCUGGUAGAAAACCUCCAGAGGUUGGUGUUGGAGAAUGUGUGUGAGAAAGAGUGUACAAGAGAAUAUUGGCCCAGUGUAGAUUUUAAUAUUUUGUAUUUCACAUAGUACGAAUUUUGCUUAGCUUCAAAGUCAAUUUCUAUUAAAAGGAAAACUAUUUGUGGAGACAAGUUGUAUAACUUUUUACACACUUAGACUGUACGGGUCACUGUGUUCCCCAUUUCUCUAAUUUGCAAAGGAAAGGCAUGACGUCUGUCGUAGGAUAUGUCCUGCAGCUGGGAAAGCUGCAAUCGUCAACCAUCAGUAUCAAGGAAAGGCUGAAGUCCAUUGCCUUUCAUAUGAAAAAGACAUCCAAAGGCUGGUCUAUGCUGCAAAGCUACGUUGACAUAGCCACAUCGCUCAAGGGUGUAAAAAAUCCACUCCAGUGAGAGAAGGAAUUAAUGUGACCUGAACCCCAGUGUAGACAGUGUUAGGUUGUCAGAAGACUACUUCCAGUGUUUGAAGUGUAGACAUAGCCUUAGACAGACUGAUCCCCUAUGGGAAACAAGUCAUAACAUGAAUUCCAAUUUUGACCCAUCUUCCUGUAUGUGAGAAAGCUACUAGUAUGGAGGGCUGAGCUAGCUGUCCAAUCGUCUUGUUCCUCAACUGUAGCUACAGCUCUUCGUACCCAUCGAUAAAAAGACUGAGAGAAAUGGAGAGUUCCAACCCUUGUCAUUUUAGUAUCUUAUUGUUCCUUUCCCUCUUUUUUGUGCUGGCUUUUCUUUUAUAUCAGGGAGUGACUGUAUAGCUAAAUGCAUGUGUGACAAAAGCUCAUUGGUGCUAAUUGGCAAAGAGGUCACUGUUAUUCACAAGCAACUUCUGUCUCAGACCUUUCAAACUCACCACACCAAAUACAUUGAUUUUAUUAUUUUUAUCCAGGAAGCAUUGCGGUGAGCUCUCUACUGAAAGCUUGUAAAUUAUUGUUACCCCUAAUCACUGCAGGAGGUGUGUAUGAGUCAUACUGAAGGAGCAAUAUAAGUACAUGGAAAAUUAUGCCCUUAUGGUAUUGUCAUGAAAGUGAGUCACCCCAGUCAUAGGUCUUGGUGGGGACGGCCCAUUCAAGUGGGAGGGAAUUGUCAGCUGUCACUUGAUAACCACUUAUGCAAUGUAUUGCUCCUUUGUCAACCUUUGCACCAACCCAAAAAAACUAAAGGAAAACUAUCAAAGACAAACUCUAGACAUCAAAACCCUGUGGAAAUGAAAAGGACAAUAUGUCUAUAAAGAGAUCGUCCUUUCUGUGAAUAAAGACAAAAGAUUGAGUCAGUUUAUAACGGGGGGAGAAAAACACUCAGGGUCCAUUCACCAAGGAGAUCCCUAGCAACCAGUGUUGCAUCAUCAAAGGGAGGGCCCUGGCUCCUAGGGACUAGCAAUCACUGCAAUAGACUGAAGAGCGAGGUGAAAAUCCACUUAGCUAGGAAAGGUAACUAUUAAAAAGUGUAGGUUGCAUUUUGUGAUUUUGUUUUGUUGGUAACGGUUGGUUUCCAUCACUCACAUUUGUUUCUGUUUGAAUCUCUAUCCCUUGUUGAAUAAAUUUCUGCUUGUUUGAUAACUGUA